UAAUAGCCCAAAGCAGUCUCUAAACUCUGCCAAGCUAAAAUGUACCCGGGCGUUGAUUAGUCAAAAGUUAUGCGAUAUUUUACACGCACGAUUUUUCCAAACCUCCUGCGCUGGCUGCGAAUCUUCUUCUUGGCUUUCCGACAUUCGUCAAUAAAACCUCCGAUUUCCCAAAUCUCUAGCUCUCUCGCAUUAUUGGCAUAUUAUCACAUUUUCAGCGUCCUAAGCUUUUUCUGUUUCAAUUGACAAGAAAUUGUACACAGGUCACAAGAUUGUUCGGGCCAAAAGGGUGUGUAAAAGGUCUCUUUUUUGUUGGUGUCAGGUGUAGACUGAGUUUCUAUAAGCCAUUAAUGGGCAAUUGCGUAGCUAAGGUAUGCAGGUGGCUCUCUCAAGUUCGGAUUGUUGCAUUUGCUGUCCAAUUUGGGUGCUUUCUUUCUUUGAAAAAUGGAAUCUUGGUCAGUACCCAACAUUUCAUCUUCACCUGCAAGCAAUGCUAAACCUUCCUUCUUUCACAUCACACGCAUUGCAGGAAAAGAACUACGGGGAUGAUUCUGAUCAUACUUUUGAGAUUGCCGGUGGAAAUGUCCACCUCAUCACGACGAAAGAAAGUUGGGAUCAAAAACUGGCUGAAGCACAAAAAGAUGGAAAGAUAGUAGUUGCCAAUUUUAGUGCUGCAUGGUGUGGCCCUUGUCGAAUGAUUGCGCCUUUCUUCGCCGAGCUCUCUGAAAAACACCCUUCGCUUAUGUUUUUGACAGUUGAUGUCGAUGAACUUACUGAUUUUAGUACAUCGUUGGAUAUCAAGGCAACCCCAACCUUCUUCUUCCUUAAAAACGGGCAGCAACUCGAAAAACUUGUUGGUGCAAACAAGCCUGAACUGCAGAAGAAGAUGGAUGCCAUUCUAGAUUCAGAGAACCCUUGCCCGACAUAG
Messenger RNA from Striga asiatica, 925 nucleotides. The record is from the annotation of a GenBank genome assembly. Lineage: Eukaryota; Viridiplantae; Streptophyta; Magnoliopsida; Lamiales; Orobanchaceae.